Messenger RNA from Colletotrichum acutatum, 816 nucleotides. RefSeq lists its product as uncharacterized. Bases 1 to 816 code for a protein of 271 amino acids. Lineage: Eukaryota; Fungi; Ascomycota; Sordariomycetes; Glomerellales; Glomerellaceae. The record is from RefSeq and is a predicted model, not a curated record. The transcript is spliced from 3 exons.
AUGUCCGCGUUCCAAAAGUGUCUCAACCUCGACCGACAAGAAGUCGAUUCUGCAUCUCUACCUACACACUCGCUCGAGACCCCCGUGUGGUUCUCGCUUUGGUCGACCAACAUAUGCGAAAAUUGGGGCCAUGUCGACAUCCCCAACGGUAUUCUCUGCCUCAAAUGCGACCACCUCGCCACGUUCCAAGCCGGCGGGCAGAUGGAAAGAUUGAGAUUAACCCUGCACAGGGAUCUCAUCAAUCCGUCUAGCUUCACCAGCAGAUGGAAGAAUCCUCGCCAUUUUACCACAGAAUGGGUCGACAUCUGGGGCGUAAGGGGAGAGGCAAGCCAGGUCCAGAAUGCCCUUUCAGCCACGCCCAGCAUUUCCAGGGGUCAACCCUCUGGACCAUUGGAAAACGAAAACAACUUUCCGUCCGGCAGCGCCGGCCCUCGAGACGUGAAAAUGGAGCACUUCGAAGAAGAUCCAGUCUAUGUUGACGAAGAGGACCAGGUCUUUAUUGACGAAGAGAGGGAGCAAGGGGAGGAGGAGGAGGAGGAGGAAGGCUAUGAAGAGGAGGGCCAUGAAAAAAAUUAUCAAGGCUAUGAAGAAGAUCAUGAAGAGGAAGAUUACGAAGAAGACGAGGAUGAACCGGAUGCGGAAGAGACUGAUUCAGAAUAUGGGAAUGAGCCGUACGAUCUCGACGAUAUGGAAUCUUGCCUCAAGGAACCGCCAAUACGCUCUUGGCGAGGAUCAAGUCCACCUUCAGAUGAUUACAAGCCUCGAGUUAACACGCCUCCGCCACUGCGCUCUACUCAACCCGACCCCGAAGAGUAA